UUUACAUGUCAAAUGGAAGUAUCCGGAAAGAGACGUGACCCUGACCUUGACGAGGGCUCCGCCGACGCUACUGUCUACUGUCAGCCGUGUGAAGAGGAAGGCAAAUGCGCUGUAGCCCAGAAAUUCUGUCAGACCUGCGAGGAGUACAUGUGUGAUCCAUGCAACAAGGCCCAUAAGAGAUUUAAGGUGACCAGGAACCACAUCAUGUUGUCUAAAGAUAAGAUGCCGUCUUCCUACCCGUCCACCAAGCAGUCUGACAUCGGUGUAACUGAAUAUUGUAGAACACAUCCGAAGGAGGUGAUCAAGUUUUAUUGUCCGACCCACAGCGACCUUGGUUGUGGUGACUGUAUAGUCAUUGGCCAUCGCACGUGCAAAGUCGACUACAUUGCUGAUGUGUCUAAAGAUUUCACCAAUGGAAGUGAAUUCAGGGAGUUGGAACCAUCUAUUAAACGAACAGAAGAUCUUCUAUCUGGGUGCAUAAGUAAAGUAAAGGAGCUUUUUGACGAGGUCGAACAGCAGUCUAAGGAUGAGAUCGACAGGCUGAGAAGGUUCCGGACAGAAAUCAAUACCUACCUGGACCGACGCGAGAAGGAGUUGCUCGGCAACAUCCAGAAAAUGAAGACCGAUGAUGAAAGCGUGCUGACUGAACUGAAGACUGAUUGUGAGUUGGCAAAAAGUGGACUUGUGGCCACUAGGACAGAACUGAUUUCCGGGGACGUCUCGGAUAAUCAGCGAUACGUGACGGCAAGGAGGGUCCAGAAGCAGCUACGAGAGAUUCAUGACAAGAUGGAGAAGAUGGCUGGUAGGAUGAAGGCCCGGAAGUAUCGAUUUGUUAAAGACCCGCUCACGGAGGGGCUGCUGGGAUCGAAAAUGGUCCUUGGAUCACUGGACGUGGCGGAAGAGUUUGUUCCUGACCUCUCCACUGUGACAUGGAAGAAGAAGGCGGGUAUCAACGUUAGAAUGACUCAGGACAAGGAAACCUGCUGGAUAAGUAGCUCAGCCCUGAUCUCGCCUGGUCUCUUCCUUUUAGCUGACUUCAGGAAUGACUGUGUCAAACUGGUAGACGUAAGCAGCCGCACCGUCACGGCCCGCCUCCAGUUGCCAGGCCAGCCAUGGGACGUGUGUGUGCUCGCUGAUGACCAGGCCGCCGUCACUUUCCCGGGUAAGUCCAUGAUUCAGCUGUUGUCAACAAAAGGAGGACAGUUAUCGCGUGGAAAGGAAAUUAAAGUAUCACCUGAGUGUCGUGGUAUUACGUCUUAUAACAACAGAUUGUACGUUUUGUACGCAUUAAACCCGCGUAUUGAAGUGAUGACAUUGGAUGGUCACAUCAAAAGUACAUUCCAAAAAGAUGGUGGAAGACAACUUUUCCAAGCACCAUAUUACCUGACUGUGUCAGCAUCAACACCACCGACCCUGUACGUGUCUGACUCUGAUGCCAACACCGUUCUCCAGCUGUCCCUAGACGGGAAGGUCCUGCGUGAGUACCGAGACAUGCAGCUCAAAUAUCCCAGGUCCGUGGUGGAGGUAGGGCCUGGUCAGCUGCUCGUAUGUGGACUGAACAGCCACACCGUGAUGCUGCUGACGGAAAGGUAUGGCAAAAUGACGGAAAUACUGGGACAAAAGGACGGUUUGACCAAACCCUUCUCCGUUACCUUCUGUCCUCACACACGUGCCAUAGUUGUCGGGAUGUGCGAUAAUACCUCCCUGAAGGUAUUUAAGGCAAAAUGACUGCUUUUUUCAUCAGUCGUGAUUUGGAGUUUCUCUGACAUGAAUUACCAUGUAUUCAAUAAUGCUUGGGCAAGUGAAAAGUAAAUACAAGCAUAUUUAUUUUUAAACAGAGGCUUAUUUAUUCGUUGUGAGCGAGUUUUAUCAAACUGAAUGAACAUUGCUAUGUAUUUGAAACAAAACUGGGGAGAAUGGUAGAAUGUGGUGCAUGUAUCUGUCUUCGUAGUUUUGUAAAUAGCCAAAAAGAUCCUUGAUGCUUAAUGACAUACAUGUAUACGUACAUGUACCUAAUAAAUACUUUGAAUAGUUUGCAGUUUUACUUUGCAAAAAUACUAGGAUAACGAAUUAGUGUUAACAUUGUAAUACUAUAAAAUACUUAUUCAAUCAUAUUUUUUGGUGUUUAUUACUUUUGAUUUUUUAUGCUUUUAUAUAGAUCUUUGAUUUUACAAAAUGAUCGUUACCUUAUCUAAAACUAAUCAUUUAAAUAUAUGUAUAAUUUUUUUUGAUGUUUUUGAAGUUAAAAUAAGGUGUUUGACUUUCAGUAAAGAUAUUUAGUUUUAUUUAGGUUUAUAUAUCAUGCAGGCAUGUUUUUUUUUUUAUCAAAGGAUGAUGAAACCCAGUCACAAUUUCAACAGUGGGCAAGUCUCCGUCAAGUUCCAUCAUGAAGUUAAUCAUGUCAGUAACUUCAGAGUUAUGCCUCUUUUACAUUUAACAAUAGUAGGUUUAUAUAUUGUGCGGGCAGUUACUUAAGUUUUUAUUAUCCAAUAAUGAUGAAACUCGGUUACAACAUUUGUGGGCAAGUUUCCGUCCAGUUCCAUCGUGGAGUGAAUCAUGUCAGAAACUCCGGAGUUAUGCCUCUUUAAUAAUAGGAAAUAGGUAUUUUAAGCAUUAGGCAGGAAAUUACUAACUUGUAUUGUCCGAUCAUGAUGGCACCAAAACUGUGUUUGUGGGCAUUAUGUCUCGGCGUAAAUCGCUCCAGUAACUCUCAUUGGUUAUGGGUAUACUGUCUUUGUCAGGUUAGGUUAUUGGGUGAAUCGCCUCAGUAGCUCGAUGGUCAUGCCUCUUUUACAGUGAAAUAUAGAAUAGCAUAAUCACUUGCAGAGACAAUUACUUAAUUAUAAAACGAUCAGUACAAUAAUGAACUUAGUGACAGUGCUUGCAGACAUAGUUUAUAUAAAUCGCUCAAGUUACACCAGAGUUAUAUCCCUUUUACAUGAAUUUGCAAUUAGCUGACUGAUUGAUUGUGUUUAAUAAUCUGACAAAGGUAUCAGUUAAACGACACAAUUUCGCUCCUUUAUCAUAAAAAAAUGAUAUUAAACUGUGUUUGACUUCAUUCUUUUUUCCAAACAAGCAACACAAUUCAAUUCCGGCGACUUUUGGGUUCAUGGUUCAAAUUUAGUUGUUUAGUUUAAACUUAUUUAUUUUACGAUUAUGAAGUUACUAUUACAUUAUAUUAAUUACUCUCAUUGGC
Molecule: messenger RNA, 3196 nt
Organism: Mya arenaria
Lineage: Eukaryota; Metazoa; Mollusca; Bivalvia; Myida; Myidae
Product: protein wech-like
Exons: 3
Coding region: 13-1728 (571 amino acids)
Biological process (GO): positive regulation of DNA-templated transcription
Cellular component (GO): nucleoplasm; chromatin
Molecular function (GO): ubiquitin-protein transferase activity; zinc ion binding
Source: RefSeq, a predicted model, not a curated record